Messenger RNA from Scophthalmus maximus (turbot), 4349 nucleotides. RefSeq names its product serine and arginine rich splicing factor 7a (gene srsf7a). The record is from RefSeq and is a predicted model, not a curated record. Gene Ontology annotation, molecular function: zinc ion binding; RNA binding. NCBI's taxonomy places the organism in Eukaryota, Metazoa, Chordata, Actinopteri, Pleuronectiformes, Scophthalmidae. Gene Ontology annotation, biological process: mRNA splicing, via spliceosome. Gene Ontology annotation, cellular component: nuclear speck. The transcript has 8 exons. Bases 257 to 961 code for a protein of 234 amino acids.
GCGCAGGUGCGGAAGUGACGGGGUCAAGUCGCGGAGUCGAUUUUCGUUGCUGGUGCCUAACCAACGGGUCACCAGCGGGACAGGCGCGGAACCGUUCGUCACGGUGGCGGCGUAACGAGUUCUUUCUGAAAGUAGUGGUCUCGUACGGGUGACAAUAAAACCCCUGUCUUCUGUUCGAGACGUCGCGAGGUCUAUCGGUGCCGGGAGCGGAGUCGGAAACCAACGGAACGGCGGAAGAAAGGUUAGGUUAGUAGAGAUGUCUAGUAGAGACUACUCGUCCUCCUCCCGUAGUUCGUCUCGGGCCACUGACUGUAAAGUGUACGUGGGUGACCUGGGCAAUGGAGCUGCCAAGGGGGAGCUGGAGCGAGCAUUCAGUUAUUACGGCCCACUGAGAACCGUCUGGGUGGCCAGGAACCCACCUGGGUUUGCCUUUGUUGAGUUUGAGGAUCCCAGAGAUGCAGAAGAUGCUGUGAAAGGCAUGGAUGGAAAGCUCCUUUGUGGAUCCCGUGUUCGUGUGGAGUUGUCAACGGGCCUCUCCAGGAAGAGCCGUGGGCGCCCAAGCCGACGGCAGUUUGACCCCAAUGAUCGGUGUUACCAGUGUGGAGACCGAGGCCAUUAUGCUUACGACUGCUAUCGUUUCAGCAAGAGAGGCGGCCGUCGCAGCAGGUCUCGCUCUCACUCAAGGUCUCGCUCCAGGUCCCGGUCCAGGUCCCGUGGACGCCGUUAUCACUCUCGUACUCGCAGCCGGAGCCACAGCCGGAGCCGCCGCAGGUCUCCAUCCUAUUCCAGACGCAGGAGCAGGUCUGGCUCUCCAGCCCGUUCCAAGUCCAAGUCCAAGUCCAGGACUCCGGCGAGGAGUCGCUCCAGGUCUCGGUCCGGUUCUGCGCCAAGGCGACGCUCUGUCUCCCGAUCCCGCUCACGAACCCCGCCCGCCAACCACAAGAGGAACAGACAGAGUUAGGUGCUCCAUCGUGGACAGGGGAUGACUGCCACCUAACGACCGCCACAUGACGAUGAGAAGGACAACCGUCGAGACCUCUACCUCCUCGGCACAGAGGACCUGCAUCUUCUGCCACGUCUUCUGCCGCUGCUGUUGGCCAGUAGUGGAGUUGGGAAAGUUAGAGGACAGGGACCUGAGCCCUCAUGAUUAAUGUAGGGAAGUAAAGUAGAUGAAAGAUUAGACCUCUCUCUUGUGCUCUUUGCCAAUGCUCGAGGACUCUGCACUUUUAGCACUGUUAAACUUAAAUGUGGCUCUUAAUCUUUGCCGCUUGAGCAUGAAAAGAGCACAUGAGAGACGGUGUCCGUCCAGCCUGUAAACUGUUCAGACUCAUAGCAGCUAUAACCAGUGAGUAUUAUAAAUGUUCUUUUUUUUCUUAAAUUUCAAUUCCAUAUCCUGAUUUGGCUAGAUCAUGAGAACUAUCCAGAAUAAUAUUUAGCUGAGAUCAGACAAAGCAAAAACCGUUGGUGUGACUUACGGUAAGCAUCUUUGCAGCACAGUUUUGUUUAUUUUUCAUAUUUUCUUUAAAGCGUGUGGUGGGAGCUGAGCACUGCACUGUCACCGCAGCUGAUCCCAGGCCCAGGGUCUGCCAGCUGGCGGUGUGUACGUCCUGCGGGAGGGUGACUAAGCGCUGACCUGAGAUCAGCCUUCGCCUGCAUCUGGUGUUAGACAGCGAGAAAGAGGUCGACCUACUGACCGAACCCUCCCCGGUCACAGUGAAUGGGUGACCGUCUGUUCAACCGACGCACACGCUCAGACGAGAUCAGCCCGCGCACGCUUACAGUUGUUCUACUAGAGCCAGCCUUCAGAUCUACAAGAGGGCUGACCCACACAGAUCAGAGUUCGACAACUACCUUUUUUAACCCAAUACCUACCUACCAGACCCCUACCUACCAGAGUUCUUCGGCCUCUGUCUUAGCUUCUGAAAGUGAGUGAGAGAGAGCUGACGAGAGAUCAGUCUUCAAGAGCCUCCCAGCGCAGUGUCUCUACAAGUUGUAGUCAUCCGUCCUUCAGUCCUUUCAUCCUACGCUUCUCUGUACUUGUUGUUUCUACCACUGUCUCCAAAGGUAACCAAAAUCAAAACCCCCUGACAAGCUCAUGUUGAUGAUGAAAGAAACCUCAUGUUAUCUGGGAAAACUGGUUAUAAUAGAGCUAAAGUUGGGCCUAUAUUUGCAAUAUGUACGUUUUUGCAAUCGCUGCGUAGCAGACGUUCGCAUUAACAGCUGUUAACAAGAAGAAAUUGUUUAAAAUGCCUUCCUUAACUCACCAAGUGCUGUAUCCAGCCAUGUAGAGCAACACCGAUGUUAACUUAAAAAGCUUCUAUUUCUAUCGCCUUUUAUUUGCCGCUCAGCAGGGUUUCCUGGCGGAUGCUGAUGAUAAUGGUUGCUUGCCAAGAGCCUCAGCGUUUGCGCUUCAUGUGGUUAUUGCCUUUACAAGACAAGAAGUCAGAGUACAAGCAACUUCUUCAGCUUCUUCAUCAUCCUCUCGUUUGAAAGAGGGCAGACCAGACGGGAUGGACAGGGGCUUGCUGGUUUCCAUGCUAACUAGAGCAGAAGAAAAAACGUGAUAGACAUAGAAGCCAAACAAGAGUUAACAUUGGUGUUGCUUUCCACUGAUGUGGACAGCUCCUGGCAAGUUGAGCAAUGAAGUUUAAUGCUGAACUGAAAAGUGUUAAAUACACAGCUGUUAAUGCAAGUUUUGACCACGAAGCAAUAGUAAAAACUUGUAUAUAGCAUCUUUUCACAAGCAUGCACAAUGUACAAAUGUGUGGCUGCAUGUGGGAGUGAGUGACUGACUGACUGACUGAGUGGAAGGACGUUUAAUGGGCUGAUAUCUAUGAGGGGGCUUGUCAGAUAUGUUUUUCGUCUUGUGCUGUACAUGUCACAAUAGCAUUAGCAUUUUUAGCUGUUUUUCAAUUAUAGUCUCUAUUCUAGUUCUCAAACUCAGAACAAAAAUUAAUCCAGAACAGUCGCCAACAGUCUUUACUGUCCCAUUUCUGUUUGUAGUUAAAAACACACCCCCACUUAGACAAGAAAUUGUGUAAGCAAUCUGUUCUCAUAGCAAGUGAAGAGUCACUGUCAAGGCUGUCAUUUUCUUAAAUAUGUUUGUUUCCCCAGGAGGUUCAAUUAUGUAUUAAGCUUUUGAACCUGCAGUUACUUUAUCAGAAAGACAAAAAUUAAUUGCGUGGGGUGAAUUUUACACUCAAAGGCAGACACAAAUAAUCAGAUUGGGACUGCGGUUUGAGAAGUCAAAGUUUUCAGUUACCAAAUAAUCAGCAUCCAUCCAGAAUUAUACAACAGGGUGUACAUUGUAAAAAUAAAAAUAUAUGUUAAGUAGUGUGGAAUUAUUUUUCUGAUCAUCCUUCCAACCUCCAAUGUGGCAAGCUAACUCCUUCCUGUUUCUGUUUCAGUCGUUCCCGUACAGGAAGUCCAAACCGAAGCGCUACACCAGCAGAUGACUGAGUGAUGAAGACUAUUAGACACACACAUAGAGACACAGACACACAGACUCACACACACACACACACACACACACACACACACACACACACACACUCUUUCUCUACUUGACAGACCCUCAAGCCCUGCACCAUGUCUGCUUUUACAGCCCUACAGCAGCUUGGUUUUUUUUUGUACUGUCUGCCCAGCCUCUUGUCGUUGAAGUUAAUUUUUCUCCUCAGCGCUGCGGCCUGUGUAUGGCCUCACAAAGCUUAGUCAGUCCGGCAGACAAAUCGGUUUUAAAUGCUCUGUCGCUGCCAUAAGUCAUCUUUCUUCUCAGCUAUUAAGCAAAGUGUAAGAAGCUGAAACUAUGUUAAAGCAAUACUGUAUGUUGCAGUUGACUUUUAUCAGUAGUUCAGGCAGUUAACACAGUAAACUGCAGUUGAAGAUUGUCCAGUUCUUGAAGGUGAGAGGACAUUGUAUCGAAUAACUGCUUUUAUUUCCUAUGCUUGAAUUUGUGAACCUCAAGAUAUUUUUUUCCCUCGUUGAGAAUCGGCAAAGACAAAAUUGGUUUUGUAUCCUGCCCAGUAUGAUUUUUGAGUUCAAAUACUGUUUAUCAUUUCUUGUCAUAUUGGCAUAGACAAAGACACUGGCCUGCAUGCCUGUCACAUUCCUACCGUUUAUUGUGUCUGUUCUGCACUGCCCUUUUUACAAACCCAAUCAGCUUGACUGUGGGUCUCCCCCUCCCCCCAUGUGUUGAUUCCUGAGGUGUUCCUGUGAUUUUUGAUUUUAAAAUAAAUACAGUGCUGAAGUUUGAUUUCUUGUAAGGGCUGCUUUAACUGUUUGGUUCUGUUUCUGGCUUCGACAGCAAGACAGUGGCAGUUUUUAUUUUUGAAUAAACCUCUUCAACAUUC